Molecule: messenger RNA, 683 nt
Organism: Impatiens glandulifera
Lineage: Eukaryota; Viridiplantae; Streptophyta; Magnoliopsida; Ericales; Balsaminaceae
Product: NADH dehydrogenase [ubiquinone] iron-sulfur protein 4, mitochondrial
Exons: 5
Coding region: 58-528 (156 amino acids)
Biological process (GO): electron transport chain
Source: RefSeq, a predicted model, not a curated record
UCUAAUUGGGUGUGUGUUCGUCUUCCUUAGGAUCUGCCCUAAUUUUUGUGAUAGAAAAUGGCGUACUCUCUGCAACGUUUGCUUAAUCCUGCUCGCGGCACUUGUCGACUCUUUCUUUCUCCAAUCUCCAGAAGUUACGCAUCGGAUUCCUUGGUCGAGGUCUAUCCUGGAGAAGUCGGGAUAGUUUCGGGCAUUCCCGAUGAACACCUCAAAAGAAAGGUUUUAAUCUUUUCUCCUGCCCGAACAGCCUCGCAACAAGGAUCAGGUAGAGUUGGAAGAUGGAAGAUCAAUUUCCUGUCAACACAGAAGUGGGAAAAUCCAUUGAUGGGUUGGACAUCGACAGGGGACCCAUAUGCAAAUGUUGGUGAGGCUGCACUGACUUUUGACAGUGAAGAAGCUGCUAAAGCAUUUGCUGAGAAACAUGGUUGGGGAUACACGGUCAAGAAACCUCACACUCCUCUCUUGAAGAUUAAAGCUUAUGCAGACAAUUUCAAAUGGAAGGGGCCACCUAAGCCUGAAGAAAACUGAUUUUCAGUAAUGGAGGAAUAAUUGACUUUCUACCAUUGAUGGCUUUUUUUCAUUUUUCAACUGGGUUUGCUUAUUAUUAUAAAUGGUGAAUCUCUUAUGAGAUGGUUGAUAUUUGUUCUAUCUAAUAAAUGAAUGAUGAUGAUGAUACUUGUUCU